Molecule: messenger RNA, 728 nt
Organism: Gigantopelta aegis
Lineage: Eukaryota; Metazoa; Mollusca; Gastropoda; Neomphalida; Peltospiridae
Exons: 5
Coding region: 237-698 (153 amino acids)
Cellular component (GO): membrane
Source: RefSeq, a predicted model, not a curated record
UUUAUUAUUACGAUUAUGUAGCCUAUGGAAUCUGUUUGAAGAUGAAUAUCAUCACAUCAUAAUAUAAAUGUUUCAUGAUAAACAUCAUUAGAGUGAAAUAUAAUAUUUGUAAGGUUUAUAUGCAAUAAAGAUGAUCUUAUCUUUAUCAUUGACGUCAUAGGUUUUGAACACCUAUGACGUAGAAUGACCUGUUGCAUAAUGACGCGAUCGGAUGACGUGAGGUAUUGGCAUAUCAAAUGGAACCGAAUCCAUCUGCAGAAAAGCCGACUCCGUCAGAGGAUCCGCCUCCAUACACGGACGCAGAUAUACCAAAAGACAAGCAAGGAUCCACACCGGAAAAUGGAUCACCCCCACUAGAUUAUGGAUCAUCCCCACCAGGAUACGAGCCACCCACGGCAGAUGAUUAUCAUCUACGCACGGGACAUCAAGUACAAAUUUAUGAAUCACCCACAGACAUGGUUCCAACAGCCGCACCCAAAGACUAUUUGUUUCUGUCCGUGGCAGCGUGCUUAUUCUGUUGGCCUUUGGCAAUAUGUGCUCUGAUGGCAUCGACUAACUCUCGCGCUGCAGCUCAGGAGUUUGAUUUCUAUCAAGCCCAGCGCAAUGGAGAGGCGGCCAGAAACUUUGCAGUUGCGGCCAUCAUCAUGGGUGUGAUGUUCUAUUCCGUGGUGCUCAUUGUCAAGGUCGUGGAUUUUUAAUUAAAAUGAAAUUAAAUUAUUUAAAUAAAA